This is a messenger RNA of Ostrea edulis (European flat oyster), 7099 nucleotides long. RefSeq lists its product as uncharacterized. The coding region runs from base 5742 to 6839 and encodes 365 amino acids. The transcript is spliced from 9 exons. Lineage: Eukaryota; Metazoa; Mollusca; Bivalvia; Ostreida; Ostreidae. The record is from RefSeq and is a predicted model, not a curated record.
UUUUUUUUUUUAAGAUUACUUUCAACGAAAACUGCAUUUUGAACUGAGUAAAGUAUUUGAAAGUUUUGAAUUUCAAUCGUUUCAAAAUAUUAUUGUACAUAUUCUCUAAUUAAGAUUUCUCUGGUGUGUUACCCCUCCUUAAAACCUGUGUUAUCUCUCCUUAAAACUGGUGUGUUAUCUUUUUCUAAAACUGAUGACGUUAUCCCUCGUUUAAACCGAUGACGUCAUAUCUCCUUAAAACUGGUGAUUUUAUCCCUCCUUAAAACUGAUGACGUUUCUACAUGAGUGAAAAAUUCCCGAAUAGGGACGGGUGCAGCAUACAAAACAAAAAUCUAAAUGUUUGCAUUAUACCAGUUAUUGCUUUGUUAUCAUGCCCCGCCAUGAAUAUGAACGGGACAUAAAGUGUUUGUCAUGUCCGUGUUCCUUCUGUCCUUUCGUUACACUUUGCGUUCAGCUCAGUUUCAUAGAAACUAUUCAAGAUAUUUUCAUCAAACAUUAUUUGCUGAUACAUAGUGGUGAGAUAUAUAGACGAAUUUGACUCCACUUUUUUUGGCACGCUGUUUUUGGCUAUAAUAGCUCUAAAACUUCAUAGUUAUUUCGGAUUUCAAACAUUUCGGGUGAGUAUCACUGAAGAGACAUUAUUUGUCGAAAUGCGCAUCUGGUGCAUCUAAAUUGGUACCAUAUAAGUUUUACAUGUUCAACUGCAGCAAUAUUUUUGUACCUUGACAUUUCUCCAGGCCAACCUCACUUUUUUUUUAUUUGAUGUUUAGCUCAGUUUCAAAGCAACUAUUUGCAAUAUCUUUAUGGACACUCUUGCAAUGAUACAAUGUACAUACAUAUUAGUGGUAGCUGUCGUGUGACGGAAGGACAAACAGAAAGAUGGAAGACGGGCAUGACUAGCACAAGAAGCAGUAGACAAUGUUUGAUUGAUUGCAUAUUGUUUAACGUCCCUCUCAAGAAUAUUUCACUCAUAUGGAGACGUCACCACUGCCGGUGAAGGGCUGCACAAUUUAGGCCUAUUCUCGGCGCUUACGGCCUUUGAGCAGGGAGGGAUCUUUAUCGUGCCACAGCUGCUGUGACACGGGGCCUCGGUUUUUGCGGUUUCAUCCGAAGGACCGCCCCACUUACAUGUAGUCGCCUCUUACGACAAGCAAGGGGUACUGAGGACCUAUUCUAACCCGGAUGAUGUUUGAUGAUUGAUUAUAGUCGACAAAUGGACAUUAUUUCCAGGACACCAUGGCCAUGCUAGAGGCAAGACCUUGACAUAUUUGCUUCUAAAUAGUAGGGGUCUAAUUACCAUACUAUAUCGAAUAUUUCACCGUAAAUUGCAAGUGAUGCAGCUGGUAAAACAGAAAACUAAACGGCGUGAAAAACCCUGUAAAUAGUUUGUUUACAGGAAGACUAUUUUUUUUAUUAUAGAUAUUUAUAACGUCGAUAGCCCGUGUCUUCUAUGUCUUCCUCGUGAAUUCUAAUUGCUUCACUCUAGAAGCGAAAAAGCACAAUCCACAACGUGAGACAAUAUCUUUGUAGCCUUUGGUGAUCAGGUCUUCCAGCAGUAUCUUAGAAUUCCCAUGGACACAAAUUAUGCUCCUUUGUUAGCUGACUUGUUUUUAUAUUCUUACAUUAAAGCUUCUACAUGAGAAGAAAACAUUUCUAGCUGUAGCCGUCAACUCGACAUUUGAACAUAUCGACGACGUUAUUCAUUAACAAUAAUCAUUUCAUUCAUAUGUCGAUUUGAUAUAUCCCCUUGAACUUGAAAUAAGACACCACAACGUCUUCCACAUUUGCUUCGUAUUUAAAUAUUUUAUUGAACAUAAAUGCUAACGCAAACAAGCAACCUAAUUUUAUGACAAACAGAAUGAAUUCAGCUUCUCCAUUGUCAAGUUUCCAAUAUUUAUGUAGCAAUAUUCCAUUAUCACCUGCAUGUGGUGUUUACGUUUCUCAACUGAUUCGAUACGCAAGAGCUUGUUCUGCGUAUGAUCAGUUUUUAAAUUGGGGCAGGUUACUGACAAAUAAGUUUGAUGUUACAGGGGUUUAAGGUCAACAUUUCGCAAAUUCUAUGGUCGUACUUGCGAUCUAGUUUCCCCAAUGCAACCUAUAAUUGGGUCAAAUGCAGUCACGUCGCGUUUCAUACUGAUUGUUAGGCCUUUAGCACAGUAAGUUUACUCCGUUUACCUGAUCAAGACAUAGGACUCACUGCGGGUGUGACCAGUCAACCAGGGACGCUUACUCCUCCUAGCCACCUUAUCCCAUCUGUGGUAUAUCCAGUGGUCUGUGUUUGCCCAACUCUUAAUUUUGUAUUCCUAAUAGAAGUCAUGAGAUUGACAGAGUAAGUUUACUCCGUUUACCUGAUCAAGACAUAGGAUUCACGGCGGGUGUGACCAGUCACCAGGGACGAUUACUCCUCCUAGCCACCUUUCCCCACAUCUGGUAUAUCCAGGGGUCUGUGUUUGCCCGACUCUUAAUUGUGUAUUCCUUAUAGAAGUCAUGAGAUUGAUCACUAUUCAUUAUCUUCACAUUUUCAUAGAUGGGAACACAAAGCUUUUGCAAUAUUUCUCCAUAGUAGUCAUCAAUUUUGCUUUACCACGACACCAUCUUUAGGAGCAAAAAUUUUUUUUUAUAGAAAUGAUAUCCAUCUGCGCGUAGUUCAAUCGUUGGAUAUUCAAGAUACUCUUAAUUUGUGUUUUACAUAUAGACUUCACGCAUGGAAUCUCUUUGAAUCAACAAUUCCUAUCGAGAAGCUCAUUAAUUUUUCUAGACAAAUCAUUUGCAACGGAUUAGGGAAUGCCGGUUCUAGUGAUAGAAGUAUGUCAUCUCCAACUCCACUGACAUAGCAUAUAUGUAUGGCACGCUAAAUUCACAAGAAUGAGCUAAACAUAGUUUCACAGUUGAUAAACUAGGUUUAUCGACUGUAAACUAUAGUUUACGAACUGUAAACUAUAGUUAACGAUUCGUUAACUAUAGUUUUCAUCCGUAAAACUAUAUUUAACGGUUGUAAACUAUAGUUUACAAAUGCUAAUCCAAGUUUAUCUGUCUUUAAAUAAACGUUAACAAUAGAUUUUGCUGAUAAAUACAGAUUUACGUUUGUAAACUAUAAUUUACAUUCGUUAACUAUAGUUCACAAUUGUUAAUCCUAGUUUCACAAAUUGUGAUACUAUAUUUAUCAGACUUGUAAACCGUAGUUUACAAUCGUGAAACCGUAUUUAUCAGAUAAACUAUGUUUUGCAAUCGCUAAUGAUUGUUUUCAUUGUUAAUUUUAGUUUACGCUUGUGAAACAUAGAUUAUCUGUUAACUAUGGUUUACAGAUGUGAAAUAUAGAUUAAUGUCGUUAACUAUAGUUUACGGUCCGUAAACUAUAGUUUACAGUCGAGAAACCUAGUUUAUCAACUGUGAAACUAUGUUUAGCUCAUUUUUGUGAAUUUGGCGUGCCAUAUAUAUGGCAGUUGAUGCAUUUUGUCAAAUUUUGUUCCUCGAUGGCAUAAAAUUUGUAAUUUCAAGGAAAAAUCUAAAAAUAGAUAUACGAAAUAACUAGAAUUACUGUAUUGUAGGAUUAAUUACUUUUGCGAGAUGGGCUGACUUUUACAGUCAACGGCUGACUUGGACACGAGCACAUAAUAUGGAAAGCUUUUCGUGACAUAUCUCUAUGAACCAAUGCAAUGUACAGAAAUGGCCAAGUUGUCCAAACAUAGAGUUGUUUCAGUUCAUUUCCAUACUCAUGCACUUUCUAAAACAGUAAAGUCUCUGUGAUCUAAUAUCCCCAUGAAUAUUUUGAGAUCACCUGACCCAAUGCAAUUGGUCAGCAUCCGUCGUCGUGCGCCGUGCGUGAACGCUUGACCAUUUUUAACUUCUUCCUGAUAACUGCCAUUUAUUUUAUUGCUUUCAAAUUUGGUAUGAAACAUUUUUGGGACAAUGGGGUAUAGAGUAUAAAUUUCAGGUAUGAUUGUAUAUAUAAAAAGGCCCAACAAAUUUCUCUGUUUUAAAUGUGUCUUGAAUUAAGCUUGAUCCGUGUUUUAAGUAAGCUAUAUAUAUGCCAAGUAUACUAUCUCAACUUAAAUCAAAGUUAUUGCUUAUUUUAUGGCAUUAUUACGUCAUGAAUACUUUCCCCCGUCUUUUUUCAAAAUGAGUUUGAUAACUGUUAAAUUUCAUCCAGAUUAUUGCCUAGGAAAAGGUGUGCCCAUCUGUCGAGUAAAGUGAAAUUAAUAUAUAUUGUUUAUCAACAAUCUGAUUAAAACCAGAUCCUGAGAUCCGCUUACAAUCGCUAGUGUAGCGAUCUAAGUGAGCGGAUCUCAGGAUCUGGUUUUAAUAAGAUUGUGUUUAUCAAUAGACGAUAAAAAAAUGUAUUUGAAUAUGAAUUUGCUCGACACAUGGGCUGCAUGUUUUCUGAAAGGAAAACCCCCUGAAUUUAUGAAUUUUUUCAUUGAUUUUGGCAAUUUUAUGUCAACUUCACGCUCUUGUCAUUAUAGCACGAAGUAAUUUUGGAUCAAAUUAAAUGUAGUUUGGGUUUGCUUAUACAAUGUAUAUUCUUUAUUGGAAUGGCAGAUUUUGGGACUCCUAUUGAAAUCAUCAAUUUUCUGGGCCAGAUGACUGUAGAAACUGUACCUGCUUCUUUCAGGACUUAUGAACCCCCGGGGCCUUAACGAUGGAGAAAACAUUGACCAAUGUUAAAAAAUCUUCCUUACAUCUGUAAGAAAAACUGAAAACAUAGAUCUAGUCAUGAAGAGUUGGAAGGCCUCUACCGAAAUUGUAAAUUUUUUGAUAUUCGGGGUAGAUGUUCUGACUCCAGGAUGGGGCCAAACUGGGCACUAGUAUGUAAUGUUAUGUGUAAACCAUUUAAAUAGUAUAAUAUUAUAUCUUCUUCGUUGCUAUGCUGUGGGCCUCUCGUUAGUUAAAUAUUUUAGAUGAAAUAAUUCCAUUUGCAUCAAGGUAUCUGUGCAAGUUAAAAUUUUAUACCCAGGUUAUGCAUGCACAAAUGAAAUGAAUCAACAGCCUUGUGUUUUUAGAUUUUGACAACUUCUUUAACAGCCUACUGUAAUAGUAUUGUAACAUGCAGCGAUCUGAACACGCACACCGUUGCUUAGAGAGAGAAUCUACCAAAUCACUAGAAAAGUUAGCUCACUAGCGAUGCAGUAGAAAAUCCCUACAUACUGUCUGCUACACUCAGGGAAGCGUCUUCUAUGAUUUUUGGCACCUCUUCAGCAAAAUCAUCCAUCGUUCACGACGACAACUGCCGUCUUCCCAGUACGAAACCACGUGUGUACAUGGACACAACGUUCCUGAGUUCCAAACGUACUCUACCUAGCAAGCCUCUGGACAGCUAAACACCAGUCACUACACUGUCACCAUUUUGUAACGUGCAGCGGUUUGAACACGCUCGUCUUUGCUUAACUUGUGUGAUCAAGAGAAAUCAAAGCUAGUUCAAGAGCGAGGCAGAGGUUCCCUCUAUAUACUGUAUAACAAUUCGACAUUACAUAAAUUUAACGAUAUCUUGAUUCCAUACAAUACUCAGGUUUAAAUGUCCAAGUCAGCCGUUGACUGUGAAAGUCAGUCGUUCUCGCAAAUAAUAAGUUCUUAGAACUUACAACCAUCGUGUAUGAACGGUUAGAAAACGUAAACCUCUAAUAUCCUACAAGGAUACUAUAUUUUACAAUACGCCGAAGUUUAUGUCUUUCAAGUAAUGCAGAUAAUGUUUAUUUGCACACAGUAUUCGAUAAACAGGUCAUGAUAGUAAAGAGCUAACUAAAAUGGACCCCAGGAAAAUGGCUCCAGGAUACACGGAUGAGGAAUACCCUGAGAUAGUGGACAUCCGGGCCAUGCCACCACAACCGAAGACACUAAAGCCGGGUCAGGUCCCAGAAAAUCUUAUCAGACAGUACUUUGAAGAGGGCUAUUUUCAACUAGAUAAUUUUUUUGAUCCCUCAUCGGAACUCGAUCCAUGCAGGGAGGUCAUUAAUGAAUUGGUGGACGAGUUGGCUCAGAAACUUUUCAAAGGCGGCAAAAUCAAAAGCUUGCAUGAAGAUUGUGGACUUUUGGAAAGACUUACAAAGUUAGACGAAGAAUUCCCUGGCGCUAACAUACUGCUUCACAAGACUGGGAAACUUCCUGAGGCUUUUAAGAAAGUGUGGGAAAAUGAACGGUUAUUGAAUUUGAUGGAACAGAUCCUUGGACCGGAUAUAGCUGGAACGCCAUCUUGGAAUCUGCGCUGUAAAAUACCGAAAACAGAAGCUACAACUGUACCAUGGCAUCAAGAUUUAGGUUAUCAGAGUGUGGACGCUUACCAAACCCUCGUGGUGACGGUGUGGAUACCAUUUGUUGAUUCAAAUGAACAGAAUGGUUGCAUGCAGAUUCUUCCACGUGGCCAUUUGAAAGGUAAAGUUGGACGCCAUUACAGUUGUGUAGGUGACACGUGGUAUGUUGACUUACCAGAAGAGGAAAUGAAAAAUAAUCUCGGUGUUGACGUGAAAGACGCGAAGAUUUGUCCUGUGCCAUAUGGCGGAAUACUUGUAUUCAGCAACUUUUUGCCACACCGAAGUCUUGAAAACUAUUCUAAUGGAAUCCGAUGGAGUGUCGAUUUACGAUUCAAGAAAACAGGUCUCCCGAAUGGCUCACAUGGUCUAAAGGAUGACGUCAUUCUACGCUGCUCCAAGGAACCGGAAAUGAAAAUUGACUGGAGCAUGUUUAACUCAGUGGAAAGGAUGAAAAUCAAACGGGACAAGGAAGGCAACAUUAUAGACAGGAACGAUGAUGAGUUUGAUACCAGAAUUUCCGGCCCAUGGAUCCGGAAGUGGGAACUUGUUCACUCUAACAGACACACGGACGAAGCUUGGAAAGACUAUAUAUAGAUGUGAAUGUAACAUGAAUGAUUAUCAUUACCAGAUCGGUGUUACGUACUACGCGUUCAUAUCCGAUUCUCAUAAACACACAAAUAAACCAAACAAUCAUGUAAUGGGGAUCUUUCUGGGGGUUGGAACAGAAAUUGUUCCUCAACUCAUUCAUGCAAUUCUUUUUUGUAUUGCCAGAUGAGGAUUAGAUCGUAAAAUAUUGACAACGAACAUGUUAUACAUACAAAAUGUUGAAUUGAAUAAAAAUUCCUAUAUAUUCA